GAAAACUCUUUGGAUAUGGCCGAUAAUCAAGAAGCGUGCGCUGGAAAGAUUCUGAGAAUCGCUGGAGCCGUCAUCCUGCCCAAUCUGGGCGGCAUUGUCAACGGUCAGCUGACCCGGAGGAAUCUCACCAAUUGGUAUGCAAACCUGAAGUUUCCGUCGUUUAAGCCGCCCAACUGGGUGUUUGCCCCUAUGUGGACAUCGCUGUACGCUGGCAUGGGCUACGGCUCCUACCUGGUGUGGCGCGACGGCGGCGGAUUUGGAGGCGAAGAGGCACGUCUGCCCCUGAUUGCCUAUGGCACCCAGUUAGCCCUGAACUGGGCCUGGACGCCGAUCUUCUUUGGCCAGCACAACAUCAAGGGCGGGCUUAUUGAUAUCAUCGCUCUGACGACGACUGCCAGCGCUUGCGGUGUUCUCUUCUACCGUGUCAACAAAGUCGCCGGAUUGCUCUUUGUCCCCUAUGUGGCCUGGCUGGGGUUCGCCACGGCUCUGAACUACGCCAUGUGGAAGCUCAAUCCGCAGAAGCAGGCGGCGGAGGAGGAGAAGCCCUCGACCAGUCAUGCCAAGCCGAACUAGGCGUGGGGCGGAGGCUGCAAUUGUUUUUAUUGAAAAUGUAAUUGCACAAAAAUAAAUGAAAUAUCGAUA
Messenger RNA from Drosophila persimilis, 642 nucleotides. RefSeq names its product translocator protein. NCBI's taxonomy places the organism in Eukaryota, Metazoa, Arthropoda, Insecta, Diptera, Drosophilidae. Gene Ontology annotation, cellular component: mitochondrial outer membrane. The record is from RefSeq and is a predicted model, not a curated record. Bases 16 to 573 code for a protein of 185 amino acids. The transcript is spliced from 2 exons.